UUGUACCUUGGAGGCUCCCGCACCGCACGCUUAGAAUUUGAUCCACUUCUUGUCUGAACGGUUCUAUGGCGUCUGGCGAGCGGUGAAUGGAACUUCCUCUCAUCGAUUGUCACCGUGUACGGGAAUGAACCUCGAAGACGCGUUCGCGUGGGCAAGGGUUUCUAUCGGUGAUUCUCCUAUACCAGGCUUUAUUCUCAACAUGCCACGCACAAUCGAGGGGGUGCCAACAGAACUCCAAAUAGCUCGUGAAUGUGCUCUGCUCGGGAACUACGAUACGGCCCUCCUGUAUUUUGAGAGUAUACUACAAACCAUUCAGCUCUAUGCGAAGACGGUGAGCGACACAAGCUUACGAGAACGAUGGCUUCUCACGCGGCAGGAACUGUCGCUGGAAUUCCAAGUAAUUAAAGAUAUAGGAAUGGAGCUGGCGAGCUUCAAGGAGAGACCCUUGGGCUCCAAUUCCUUCACUAGGAGCAAAUCCUCUUUGGACGAUGAACCAUCGUAUGGCGACCCGGUAGAUAAGGAUGUUUGGCCGGCCCCUGAUCCACCAGCACGAAGACCAAUAUAUCGCAAGACCAAAGCAAACGAUGAGGACAAUUUACCCUCAUGGGCGCGAAAUCAAGUAAAUUCGAGCAUAUCUUCAGCACGGGCAGCUGCACAACGUGGGAAAGCGGCGGCUGUCUCAAAAUCUGCCGUCAGUAAGGGGAAGAUUGGAGGAAGCAAAUCUUCCAGUAGUGGCAAACCUGGCACAGCAUCGCCUCCUCCAGGGAAGAAGUUGGUUCGGAAAGCGCAAUCUCAACCGACUCUCGUUGACCGAGUGGCUAGAGAAAAAGAGGACAACAAGGAAAAGGUUGCACCAGAGACUGACGAAAAUGGGAAACCGAACUUUGAUGGUGCCGGUUAUGAUAAGGAACUUGUCGAGAUCGUUAAGCGGGAUAUCUUGCAGUCGACCCCCAAUGUGAGAUGGACAGACAUUGCAGGUUUACGAGAGGCCAAGAGUCUGCUGGAAGAAGCGAUUGUCCUGCCCCUUUGGAUGCCUGAUUUCUUCCAAGGGAUACGUAGGCCUUGGAAAGGCGUGUUGAUGACUGGUCCGCCUGGUACGGGGAAGACUCUACUGGCCAAGGCCGUGGCAACUGAAUGUGGGACCACGUUUUUUAACGUGACAGCAAGUAUGUUGACGUCCAAAUGGCGUGGGGAUUCGGAAAAAAUUGUUCGAUUGCUUUUCGAAAUGGCUCGACAUUAUGCCCCCUCGACCAUCUUCAUCGAUGAAAUCGAUUCUGUGUGCAGCACGAGGGGAGAGGGCUCUGAGCAUGAAGCCAGUCGUAGAGUCAAAUCUGAGAUUCUCAUGCAAAUGGACGGUAUCAGCGGCUCCCUGGGUACCAAUGCCGAGGGUGAGAGAGAGCCCAUUGUAAUGGUUUUAGCGGCAACCAAUUUUCCAUGGCAUAUUGAUGAGGCAUUGCGAAGACGUCUCGAAAAGAGAAUAUACAUACCUUUACCCGACUUAGAAACCCGCCGGGAACUGCUGCGAUUAAACCUGCAAUCUAUUAAAAUCGCAGAUGAUGUUGUUCUGGAAGAACUGGCUGAAAAGAUCGACGGAUAUAGCGGCGCUGAUAUAACCAAUAUAUGCCGCGAUGCGUCCAUGAUGAGCAUGCGCAAACGGAUUCGCGGUCUCAGUCCAGAACAGAUCCGCAGUAUUUCUAAAGAGGAACUUGAAGCGCCGGCCACAAAGGAAGAUUUUGAAGCGGCCAUAUCGAAAAUACAAUCAUCAGUCAGCCAGGCCGAUCUGAAGCGGUACCAGGAAUGGAUGGACGAGUUUGGAUCGUAUUAGAUCCAGCAUCAAACUGGCGGGUGGUAUCUACUGUUCCUUCGGCGCGUGUAUCCGGUAAAUACCUUGUCCACCAUCAACCUAGGAUUCUUGUUGCAAUGGACUCAGCCCAUUCCCGCAUAUCCAAUCCAUCUACAAUAGCAUUCGCACAGAAGGGCUCUGCUAGGAGAACCGAUGGUGAGGGUCGUUGUGCCGGAUCUUUGAUCAGACUAUGUGUUGUCAGAAAAUAUACUGCAA
Messenger RNA from Spizellomyces punctatus DAOM BR117, 2059 nucleotides. RefSeq lists its product as uncharacterized. Gene Ontology annotation, cellular component: microtubule cytoskeleton. The record is from RefSeq and is a predicted model, not a curated record. NCBI's taxonomy places the organism in Eukaryota, Fungi, Chytridiomycota, Chytridiomycetes, Spizellomycetales, Spizellomycetaceae. Gene Ontology annotation, biological process: microtubule severing. The transcript has 15 exons. Gene Ontology annotation, molecular function: microtubule severing ATPase activity; ATP binding; microtubule binding. The coding region runs from base 125 to 1825 and encodes 566 amino acids.